GCAGUUGUGGUGGAUGAGUGAAACAUGUUGCUUUAGCUUUGUGCAGUGACUGUUGAGCUUUUUCCUUAUCUUUCUGAUAAGUGUCAUUGAUUCAGGUGCUAUCGAUUGGGCUAUAUAUUUAGCUGUCGAUGUUCUUAAAUGAUUGCGUCAUCAUGAAUACUGUCUAAACUAAAUGUUGAGUCUGGCUCAAUGGUGCAAGACAACGUGUCGUUAAAGCGCCAUGCGUGUGUUUGUUAGCAAUGAUAAACAAACAUAUAAUCACGGUACCACACGUACAUAGCCUACUAAAAAGUGUAUCUAAACAUACAAAUUGAAAUAAUUUCUAAUCUAUUGAGGACAUGAAAAAGUGGGAAAUACUUCCAGUCCGUGUUAGAAAUAUCUUGCAAAUAUCCUCCCACCAGAGCAGUAGCCUACAUUGAGACCAUUUUACGCUCUUCUAAUAAGAAAGCUGUUAAAACUGUAGAUGUGUGUGCAUCCUUUAAUUUAUUUGUAUGAUUCAUCAUUUCUUGUACCCCCUAGCAUAUGUAACCGUUAUUUGUGUGUAUACUGCUUGUUUGUAUAGGCCUACUGCUUGUUUGUAUAGGCCUACUGAUCUUUCUACAAAAAAAGAAAAUCUUCCCACUUCCUGAAACGCUGCUAUUGGAGGAAAAUGAAUUCUUGUAUAAUAGAGGUGCUUCCAUUGGUGUUGACAAAAUACUCUGAUGUGUUGAAAAGUCUCUUAACGAAUUUGGACACGGCCGAUUACAGUGAGACAUGGGAUCCUUGUAUUCGAUCAUGGGUGGCCAAAUAUCUAUGGACGGUGUUCAUGUGGUUGUAGUCGGCGGUGGUUUUGGUGGGAUCGCAGCAGCGCAGCAACUCAAGUACAAGGGAAUACCCUUUACUCUCAUUGACAUGAGGGAUGCCUUUCAUCACAAUGUGGCCGCACUGAGAGCUUCUGUACAGAGUGGCUUUGCCCAGAAGACCUUUAUCCCGUAUGCUGAAACAUUUGGAGAAAGUUUUCUUCAGGGUCGUGUGGUUCAGGUGGACCCUGUCUCUCAAAUUGUGGUAUUGGAUGGAGGGAAGGAAGUGAAAUUCUCUCAUCUUAUACUGUGCACGGGCACAGACGGACCCUUCCCUGGGCACAACACUGUGGUCUCAUACCAGUCAGCCAUUCAGAAGUAUGAAGACUUUGUAAAUGAGAUCCAGGCUGCUGGCUCAGUCCUCGUGAUUGGGGGUGGAUCCACAGGUGUGGAGAUGGCUGCUGAGAUCAAAACUGAAUACCCAGACAAAAAGGUGAUUCUGAUCCAUUCUCACAUCGGAAUGGCUGACAAAGAGCUGCUGCCCAGUGUCAGAGAGCAAGCCAAGGAGGUGCUGUUGGAGAAGGGAGUGGAACUUGUACUGGGGCAGAAGGUGUCUAACUUGGCUGAGCUGGAUUUGAAUGUGUUCAAGAAGGAUACGGUUAUUACCACAGACAAGGGUUUGGAGAUCACAGCAGACCUUGUUAUCAACUGCACAGGGUCCAAGAUCAACUCCUCAGCGUAUAGCUCAACUUUGAACGGAUGCCUGGAAGAGAACGGAGCCUUGAACGUGAACGAGCAUCUGCAGGUGGAGGGCUAUGAAAACGUGUACGCAGUCGGGGACUGUACCAAUCUCAACGAACCCAAGACUGCAUAUGCCGCAGGACUUCACGCUGGGGUUGCCGUUAACAAUAUUGCAUAUCGUUUGGCUGGAAAGGCUCAGACAGCCUAUCACCCGGGCAGUGUGACAAUGCUUUUGGCUAUGGGCCAUAAUGACGGAGUAGGUCAGGUCAGUGGCAUGAAGCUCCCUCGCUUUCUUGUCGCCAAGGCCAAGAGCAACAACCUGUUAUUGUGGAAAAGCUGGGAGAUGGGCCAAACAUCCCCUUAAUCUCAGAACAUUCUAGUCUUCGAACUCAAAUAGUUGUCUGCCUGUACUGCCUGAAAGGAGAUUAGUGCCUUAGUAUCAAGGAUAGUUUUACGAUGCACAAAAAUGGACUAAGUUAUUAAACCAGUCUUUAUAAAUUUUGUAAAAGUAAUACACCUAUAAAACUGAAUACUUUCCAAUCGUGAAUCUAGACACUAAUACACACUAAUACUGUAAACGUUCAAAGGAUAGGAGUCAAGUGAGUAAAAGCUUUACAGUUUGUCGAAACAGGGCCACACAAUGAAGUGGUAGUGUUGCCAAGUUACCUGCUGUACAUUCACAGAUUGCCACAACAAGAAAUUACAAACAGUCCAUCUUUAUUAUAUUAAAGUUAAAAUGAAAGUCCAUUGGUUUGGUUUUGUAUUGUUAAUCAUAUCCAACAAUAAAUGCAUCUGGAUCACAGUGGAAUUAAGGUCUUUCGGGUAAUGCGUCCAUCAUUAGUAACUCCAAUUAUUUACAUGUUCUGCUUCAUUUGGCACAUCUUAAUACAAUAGUCUUUUUUUACACAAGCUAAAAAUAAAAUGCUGGUUUCAGAUUCUAUCCUGAGUUGACCAUCACUGCAGCAUAGGGUACAUUCUGUUAACUCAACAUAGACACUUCAUAAACAAGGCAUUUUCCCCCCCUCUGUUCAAGUAUAAAAUAUAUUUAUGAUAGGUCCUUCAAAUCACAACUUAUUCUCAAAGCUAUGCCAAAAAAAACAAAAAACAUUUGUCAAUAUGACCAUGUAGACGAGAUAGAUUUGACCAGUAGAAAAUGGUUACGGCUGCACCAUCUAGACAUCCA
Molecule: messenger RNA, 2703 nt
Organism: Osmerus eperlanus (European smelt)
Lineage: Eukaryota; Metazoa; Chordata; Actinopteri; Osmeriformes; Osmeridae
Product: ferroptosis suppressor protein 1-like
Exons: 9
Coding region: 754-1884 (376 amino acids)
Biological process (GO): apoptotic mitochondrial changes; positive regulation of apoptotic process
Cellular component (GO): cytoplasm; mitochondrion
Molecular function (GO): flavin adenine dinucleotide binding; electron-transferring-flavoprotein dehydrogenase activity
Source: RefSeq, a predicted model, not a curated record